CAGCUAGCACCGUCGGAUGCCAGCUCAUCAAACCAUCGUUAAUCGAGUCAACCUAGAAUUCAAGUUGGGACCCUUGGUCUUUAUUUAAACAAUCCUUACAGGUCACCUGAAUGAUGGCACCAACAAUCUCAUUCUCAGUUUGUGAUCAAGGCGAUGUUCGUCACACGAUAUGGCCAGCUGCUCAGCGUUGCAUGCGGCCCAGACUAGAUUGCCCCUUGUUGUGCGAUGAGAUUUCUCCAUUAUUUCUCCAUUACGUUUCCAACGACAACCUUGGUACGCUUCGAUUAUAUCCUUAGGCAUAUAUAAAAUCUGUCCGAAACCUAGCCAUGUGCCAGCGUUUUCUUCGUUGCACUUUGCGGAUCCCACUGGCUGCUAAGGCAUGGUGCUCACAAGCUUACUUUUGCUCGCCCUCGGCGCGAUUGUGAGCCAGAUCACUCAGGUCACCGCACUGGGAUCAGCAUGUGGUGUGCCUCUUACUACAGGAAAUGCAGCGUGGGGGGAGCCUUACUGGCUCGAGAACAUCCAGCAUCAGGGUAUGGCACCGUUCGCACCUAAUGCGACGAAUUACAAAGUGUUCCGGAACGUGAAGGAUUAUGGGGCUGUGGGUGAUGGUGUACAUGAUGAUACUUAUGCUAUUAAUGCUGCAAUCUCCACUGGUAGCAGAUGUGGUAACUUGACUUGCGGUUCAUCAACGACUACUCCAGCAGUGGUCUACUUCCCAGCAGGAACCUACCUCGUAUCUACCCCACUUCAGGCAUAUUACUACACAGUCAUGGUGGGCGACGCAAGAACACCUCCGACGUUGCUUGCCAGUGCUAACUUCACGGGAAUGGCUGUAAUUGAUGCUGACCCUUACACUAAUAAUCAGAACUGGUAUAUCAACCAGGAUAACUUCUUCCGGUCAGCGCGCAACUUCGUUAUCGACCUCACACGAAUGCCUGCGAAUGUCUCGGCCACUGGUAUCCACUGGGAAGUCUCACAGGCGACGUCGCUGGUCAACGUGGUGGUCAACAUGUCUACCGAACCUGGAAACAAUCACCAGGGCAUAUAUAUGGAGGAAGGAAGUGGUGGCUUUAUGGGAGAUCUCGUAUUUAACGGUGGAAAGUAUGGUAUCUGGGUUGGAAACCAACAGUUUACCGUGCGUAAUAUUACCGUCAACAAUGCAAACACAGCUGUGUUCGGAUCGUGGAACUGGGGAUGGACCUACCAACGUGUCAUAAUUAAUGACUGUCAAAUCGGCUUUAAUCUGUCGGGUGGCGGUAAUGGCGGAGAGGCCAUCAUUGACGCAGUGGUCACGAACACCCCUAUCUUCAUCAAGACACCAAAUCCGACAAAUGUCUCUGUUGCAGGAUCCCUCGUAUUAAAUAACAUUCAUCUCAACAACGUUUCCACCGCUGUCAUGGAAAAUGGCACUACCAUCCUUGCCGGUGGAACAAUGACCAUCGACUCAUGGGGCAAGGGUAACGUCUAUACAGGAGCGCACCCGAACGGAACGUUCACACAGGGCGAGAUAUAUUCUGCGUAUAAGGACCCGAGCCUUUUGGACCCCAACGGCUUCAUUGUCAGCAAAGGACAUCCUAUGUAUGCUGACUAUUCAGUCGACCAGUUCAAGAGUGUCAGGUCAUUGGGAGCUGUUGGAGAUGGGGUGACAGAUGACACUGAAGCUAUUAAUGCUGUGCUCGCAAAGUACGCUGGAUGCUACAUCAUAUAUUUCGAUGCUGGCAUCUAUAAGGUUACUUCGACUAUACAGGUUCCGGCAGGAACUCGAAUUGUAGGAGAGGCUUGGACCCAGAUUAUGGGCGCUGGUCUUAAUUUCAAUAAUCAAGACGAUCCGAAUGUUGUUGUACAAGUCGGUAUACCGGGCUCGCAGGGCAUUACUGAGAUCACAGAUAUCGUGUUCACGACGCAAGGACCAACCGCAGGUGCCAUCGUCGUGGAGUGGAACGUCCACGAACCCGCUGGUCUCCAAGGAGCUGCAGGAAUGUGGGAUUCGCACAUCCGGCUCGGCGGAGCCAAUGGGACCCACCUCCAAGACGCAGAAUGCCGCGCGGGAACCCUUAGUCCCGAAUGUUUUGGAGCUUUCCUUGGUUUUCACAUAACAUAUGGUGCAUCAGCUUACCUUGAGGGAACAUGGGUUUGGUUGGCAGAUCAUGAUCUCGACGGCUCUGAUCAGCUAACUGUGUUCAGCGGAAGAGGUAUUUUGUCACACUCCCAGGGUCCUGUCUGGAUGAUUGGUACAGCGGAACAUCAUGUGCUCUAUCAGUAUAGUUUAGUCGGAGCAAGGAACCAUUACAUGGGUCUGAUCCAGACCGAGACGCCUUACUUCCAACCUGAUCCUGCACCGCCAGGGCCAUUCGAUAUCUCACAAGUUUACGAUGAUCCGACAUUUGAAAAUGGCAUGACCAUGGCUUGGGGACUCUGGGUGCAUUCAUCCAUAGAUGUCAUCGUGUUCGGUGCUGGUCACUACAGUUUCUUCCAGAACUACUCCGCGACGUGUGAGGGUAACACUACAUGUCAAGCACAAAUGGUCAACGUAGACUGGACCUCUUGCGCCACCAUCUACAGUCUGGCAACCGUGGGGACAACAUACCAAAUCAGCAUAGAAGAGAACGGGAUCAUCUAUUUUGCCAACGACUCGGAAGGCUUUUCGUCCACUGUGACGCUAUGGAGUCCUGCGGGGCCUAUCUACCCAUAGAAUUUAUAUCCUGUAAGAUCUAUAUAUCCCUGAUUUAUUCUUUACGUAAUUGAGCCAAAGGCACGCGCUAACUCGCGUCGACCAACCUGUCAUCCAUCCAUCCUUUGUUUCAACUUCCACACUUGCUGUUUACUCAUACCUACUACCAGACAGUUUGCAAUCUUUGCUUUGAAAAUUUGAUUACUUGGUAAUUCUAGAUGGUGACGCAAUUGUCGUCGAGGUACUUAGGCACCUGAGCUUAUACUAAUGAGUGUAGAUGCCAGUAUGCAAUAUAAGUAUUGAAGUAUUCGAAGCCA
Molecule: messenger RNA, 2991 nt
Organism: Suillus subaureus
Lineage: Eukaryota; Fungi; Basidiomycota; Agaricomycetes; Boletales; Suillaceae
Product: glycoside hydrolase family 55 protein
Exons: 19
Coding region: 380-2695 (771 amino acids)
Molecular function (GO): polygalacturonase activity
Source: RefSeq, a predicted model, not a curated record